AUUUGUUUUUUAAAUAAAACAAGAAAGAAGAAAAUGCAUGCUUUAGCUAUGCCGCGCGUCGAUUGAUCUCUGUCUACACCGAAUGAAUAAAUACUCUGUUUUUUUUGUCUUGGUUAUCUCUCUCUGAUUUCCACCUUCAUAGCUCAAACAUGGCCGGAGAAAUAGGGGACGACCCGUCUUCGCCCACCCGCCUCCGUUCUUGCCUUGUCGUCGGGAAUUACUGUCACGAUGUUCUGAUCAAAGACGGCAGCGUCAUUGCAGAGUCCAUCGGCGGCGCCACCUCUUUCAUCUCCGCCGUGCUCGACGGAUUCGACGUCGCGUCCCGCUACGUGUCCAAGGUGGGUCCCGAUUUCGCCUACUCCGUCCCCCGCCGGCCCGUCGUCUGCGCCUCUUCGCGAACCACCGUCUUCCACGCCUAUUUCUCGUCUGAGAUCAAGCGCCAGGAUCGGGUUCUUAAGCGGGUCAGGGCAUGCGAGCCGAUCUGGGCCUCGGAUCUCCCCGAGUCCAGAUUCGAUUUCGGGCUGGCCGUCGGAGUCGGCGGGGAGAUCCUACCGGAAACCCUCGAGCGGAUGAUCCAGAUCUGCGGGACGGUCCUGGUCGACAUCCAAGCGCUGAUCCGGGUCUUCGACCCGGCGGACGGAACAGUGAACCACCUCGACCUGAACCGGACCGGGUUCUCCCACCUGCUCCCGAGAAUAGGGUUUCUGAAAGCCUCGUCGGACGAGGCGCCAUUCUUGGACUUGGAGGAGGCGAGGAAGCGGUGCUGCGUGGUGGUGACCAACGGCAGCGACGGCUGCACGGUCUUCACGGAGGAUUCCGAGACAAAGAUCGCUGCGUUUCCAACAAUUCAAGUCGACCCGACUGGAGCUGGGGACAGCUUUCUGGGCGGGUUAGUGGCCGGGCUCGCCCACGGGCUACCCGUGCCCGAUUCCGCAUUACUGGGGAACUUCUUCGGGUCUCUCACAGUCGGGCAAAUGGGGCAUACCAAAUUCGACCCGCAUCUCUUACAGAGAGUGAAGGGAGAAGUGGUGGGUCGGAAGGGAAAGGACGAAGACGAUCAAUUCUUUACAGUCCUUGACGCAGCAAGAUCAUCAUCUUCUUCGUCGGGGGCGUGCUUUCUCCGGGAAGAAUGUAAGAGGGAAUUGCCCGCCGGCAACACUGUUCCGGCUCCUGGAUCAAAGUGCGGCGAUCAGCAGAGAUUUUCUUUGGUUCAUUGUAGUGUCCAUGAAGAAGAAGCCAUUCCAGCUCUUGAAAAUAAACACUGAUUUUCUGAUUUUGUCUUCUCCCUCACCCCACACGCCGCCCAUGAGAGUAGUUUCUGAAUGAAUAAACAUUUCUCCUCUUUCUUUUUGUUGUUUAGGCUCGUAUGGACAUUCAUUAUGUAUUCAAUGAUUUAUCAAAUUGUACACCAAAUAAAAUUUGUUCGUGCGUUAGUCACAUGAACAAAUUUUAAUAGUGUAA
This is a messenger RNA of Cuscuta campestris, 1461 nucleotides long. Lineage: Eukaryota; Viridiplantae; Streptophyta; Magnoliopsida; Solanales; Convolvulaceae. The record is from the annotation of a GenBank genome assembly.